UUUUAUUUUACAGCCGAAUUAAGCAGUAUAUUUCCGUAAUAGAAUAUGAGUACUGAAUACACAACUGGAAAUAUGAUUCAUAUUAAAACUCUUGUCGUGCUUAGUCUGGUAGUGUUUGCGGCGUCUGUUGACAAUAAUGAACCCGACGAAAAAGACGAUAUGGCAGUGAUCACCCCGAGAGGGAUUCAGGCAAACAGAGGAUAUGACAAUAGAAAUGCAUACAGCUACAGCAACAAUAGAUAUGCACAACGACCACCGCCCGUGCCUACGUAUAACAAUCCACAAGGAUACAACUACCAGUAUAGAUAUCAAAACCGCGGAAGACCGUUUACAAUGCCACCUCAGCCAGUUUACAAUAGUAAUAGGAUGAAUUACGGCAACGUUAUGGAUCAGUAUGGAAACAUCAAUUCGUAUAACAACGGAUACAACAACAAAGCCACGAUUGGAGGUCAAGAUUAUUCAGGAGUGGGAAAACAGGGGUUAGGUGUAGAAUUUACCGACGAUGGCACUUUGGUCAACGGCAAGAGAGCUCCAGAAUAUGAUGUUGGAAAUCAACGUCUUAACGUUGACAUGACCGGCGAUGGAUUUAAGAUUAACGGCCAAGAAGUAAUUGGGUGAUAAGGAAGAGUAAUUUCGGAAACGUUAAUUCAAACAACCAAAAAAAUAUAAAUUCAAAUGAACGUUCGUGAAGCCAUAAUUCUACAAUAAGAGAUACAAUUUGAAUGAACCUUAUUUAAAAAAUUGUAAACUAAAAUAAGAUGAAAAUAAAUGAACAUAUUAAAUACUGUACCUAACCUAACCGUAAACACUAAACAUGUUAAUGUAGUCAAUUUAAUAAUAUAUUAUACUAGUUAAAUAUGUACGUAUGAUAUAAUAAAUUAUGAAACUCUGGUAAACA
Adelges cooleyi (spruce gall adelgid) is the source of this 898-nucleotide messenger RNA. RefSeq names its product putative mediator of RNA polymerase II transcription subunit 26. The coding region runs from base 46 to 618 and encodes 190 amino acids. The transcript is spliced from 6 exons. Lineage: Eukaryota; Metazoa; Arthropoda; Insecta; Hemiptera; Adelgidae. The record is from RefSeq and is a predicted model, not a curated record.